AUGGCGAGCGACGACGAUUUCGAGAUCGAGGUCCCCGAACUGUCCGCCGACGAUCCCAUGAGGGCGUUCCUGCCCACCGCCUUUGGGAAGCAAACUAGAGAAGCCAAUAUUGCCGCCCAAAUUGACCGCAGCAAGCGCGUUGUGGACGAAGGACCAGCUUCCCAGGCGGCGACCCAAGGCAGUGGAAUCCAAAUAAACGAGUCCGGCGCCAAAUUAGGCUCGAGCUCGAGCGAUGAUUCCGAUUCUUCUGAUGGCGGCGACGACGACGAGGAGUUCCCCGUGUCGCAUGAGCUGGUAUUGAAAACGCAAACUCGGGCAGUGACCACAGUCUCCCUGGACCCCGCUGGAGGAAGAUUAGCUACUGCCUCGCUCGACUGCAACAUUAAUCUCCAUGAUUUUGCAUCCAUGACGCCGACAACGCUGCGCGCGUUCAGGACUGUCGAUGCGUACGAGUCGAAGCGCUCGGCGGCGUCAUCGGAGUCGCACCCCGUUCACCAUGUUGAAUUCAACCCGCUCUCUGGCAGUGUCUUCCUAUGCGUGUCGGCCCAUCCGCAAGCCAAGAUUUUGUCGCGCGACGGCGACAUCUUGACCGAGUUCGUCAAGGGCGACAUGUAUCUCCGGGAUAUGCACAAUACGAAAGGUCAUAUUUCGGAGAUAACCACAGGCACGUGGCAUCCGACAGAUAGGAACAUCUGUGUCACAGCUGGUACAGACAGCACCCUGCGGGUCUGGGAUGUCAACAACAAGCGUUCGCAGAAGGAGGUCGUUGUGUUUAAGUCCAAGGCUGCUGGAUCAGCCGGCCGCACUAAGAUGACUGCCGUUGCUUGGGGUGGAGCGGCAUCAGGAGGAAGCAAUGUUCUGGUCACGGCCGCCCUAGACGGAACAUUGAUCUUGUACGGCGGCAACGGCCCAUUUUCGAGGCCGGCAGGCGAGAUCCGCGACGCACAUAAGCCUCAGACUUGGACUGGCGGCAUCGAUGUUUCCUCUGACGGUCGCAUGGUUGUCACGAGAGGCGGAGACGACCUGAUCAAGCUCUGGGACACGCGAAAGUUCACCAAACCGCUGGUGACUGUUUCGCACCAUUCAACUUCCGACCACUAUCCGACAAGCAACAUUCGCUACGCGCCCAACUCGACUAGUAUCAUCACUGGGUCAGCGACGGGUCACCUCCACAUCCUCAACCCGGGCAACCUUCGCGCCGAACAUGUCACUCCAAUCACACCGGGCUCCGCUCUAAUAGCUGUCAAUUGGCACCCAAAAAUCAACCAGAUCAUUACAGGUUCCGCCAAUGCCGAGACCCAUGUCCUCUAUAGUCCGACUUUGUCGAGUCGAGGAGCGGUUGAAGUCAUGUCUAGGGCGCCGAAGAAGCGCCACAUCGACGACAACCCAGAGUUCACGAUGGACCAGUCUGUUGGCAUCUCAGGAGACACCAUUGUAACCCCUGGCAACCUGGCAGGGUCGCGAAAGGCUGGGGUUACGGGCACAGGGCGCUCCAAGGAUCCAAGGCGGCCACACGUCCCACAACAAACACCAUUUCAGAAAUCACAACCGGACGAAAAGCAUGUAGCCGAGAAUAUUCCUCUCGCGCGAAUGCUGCACGAGGACCCUCGCGAGGCGCUGCUCAAAUACGCGGACAAGGCUCAGAAUGACCCGAUGUUCACCAAGGCCUGGAGCAGAACGCAGCCGCAAACGCAGUACGCGGAGCUCAGUGAUGACGACGAAGAGCCAGAUAAGAAGAAAGUGAAGAGAUAA
Molecule: messenger RNA, 1752 nt
Organism: Purpureocillium takamizusanense
Lineage: Eukaryota; Fungi; Ascomycota; Sordariomycetes; Hypocreales; Ophiocordycipitaceae
Exons: 1
Coding region: 1-1752 (583 amino acids)
Biological process (GO): regulation of DNA double-strand break processing
Cellular component (GO): nucleus; site of double-strand break
Molecular function (GO): protein binding
Source: RefSeq, a predicted model, not a curated record